AUGCCUGUUCCUGAGUGCUCAGAAGGAACUGGCACCACACAUCCAGUAGAGCAGCAACUACCAACUCCGCCUUCUUCACAACUACCAGUUUCAUCGACCCAUCAUAACCCUUCUCCUGCCGCUUCAUCCUCUGGGGCUGCAGGAUCAUCAUCCAAUUCUGCAGUGGCCCACUCGACAUCCAAUAAUGUCACUCCUAGUUCAUGCUCAUCUGGGUCAUCCCAGGCCACUGUUGCACAGCCAAACAGCAGGCCCCCUGCUACUAACCCUCAAAGUUCUUUGGUCCCUACUCAGAAUCAAGCCAGCUCAGUUCACCCAGGCCCACCAAAUGCAGUACAACCAGUCCCUACCUCACAACACCGGUUAGCAGAAAGGGCAGCAUUGCAAGCCAGACUACGCAAGUUGGAUGCCGAGGAUGCUGAUAUUUUGGUCCCUCCGGUCAAUUCUCCAUCUGCCCCGCUCCCAGCCAUGUUUGCUAACCCUGCAGUGGUGGAUCAAGCGAGGGUGGCAGCUGUGGCACCGCACAUGGAUUUGAAGAAGAUUUCAUUACCAGACCUGGUACCUAAUUUCAAAGCAAGCCCACUUGAUGCAAUCAUCCCUCCAAGAGUGGAUGAAGCUUUGAAAUAA
Messenger RNA from Suillus subalutaceus, 624 nucleotides. RefSeq lists its product as uncharacterized. The record is from RefSeq and is a predicted model, not a curated record. The transcript has 3 exons. NCBI's taxonomy places the organism in Eukaryota, Fungi, Basidiomycota, Agaricomycetes, Boletales, Suillaceae. Bases 1 to 624 code for a protein of 207 amino acids.